AACAAUACGAAUAAAUAGAACAAUUAACAUUCAAUUGUUUCAAACUGUUUAAGAAAAAAACAACUAUCCAAUACAUGUGCAAUAGACUAUACACAAUAUCAGCUCCUAUCAGUCUGUCAUUCAUUAAAUUUAAAACAGUGAUUAACGAUUAUAUAAUUUAUAAAGUAAUUCAUCAUGAAAGCUGAUCCAUCAUACAUAGAUCUUCUUUCACCAUGUCCUAUUUAUCCUAAUCCAAUGUUAGCAUUUAGUUCAAAUAUACAAAAUUCAGGAAAUUUAUUUUCAUCAGAUAUUUAUAAAGAUUUAAAACCAAUUAGUUGUAAUGGAGUUACCAUAACAACAACAGCAACACAACCACCCCCACCCCCACUACCUCCACUACCAUCCCUAACAACAACAACAACAAAUUGUACAUCAGUACUUGGUGAAAUAACAACAUCAUCGACAUAUACAUCAUGUUUUCCUACUGGCUACUAUUCGUCUUCUAAUUCCUCCUUAAUCUCAUCAGUAGAGAUAUCGGCAACACCGGUAACAUUCAAUAAUGAUACAUCAUCAAUAAUUAUGAUAAAAAUUUUUUAUUUAUUAGAAACUAUAUGUCGAUCGAAACAUUUAAUAUACGAAGAAAAAUUAAAAAUUCUUAUGAAUAUAGCUGAAUAUGUAAUAAAAUUUUAUGAAUAUUUAACAAAUUCAAGUAUCAAUGAUCCAGUUUCACAGGAUCAUGAAACUCCACUGAAUCUGACACAACCAAAACUAUUGAAUAAAGAGACAAAUAUCAAUGUAUCUCCUUUGUUUACAUCAUCUCAAACAUCAUCCUCAUCAUCAUCAUCAUCAUCUUCUUCGUCCAUCCUUUAUCAUUUCAAUCAACAGAAUUCCCCUGAUCAAUCAGUGAAACCUGAUAAACAAUCAAUUUCAUUAUCAACACCAAAUAAUAAUACUUCAACUAAUUUAGUAAUUCCAAUACCACAGCCUAUACCUUGGUUACAAAAAUCAGAUCAAUUAUCAAAUGGAUCAAAUAGCACUUCAAAUAAUAAUAAUAAUAGUAGUAGUAAUGUGACAUUUCCUGAAACGAAUUUAACUUCAUCAUUGAAUUGGUUAUCAACAUUAUCAGAUGGUAAAGAAUUACCAAAUUGGUUAUUAGAACAGAUUACACCAACUAAUGAAAAGAUGAAUAUCAAUUCAAUUUCACAAUCAAAUAAUGUAAUUACUGAAACAAUGUUAAAUUAUUUAAAAUUUUAUUAUUCAAGACUUUCAACAAAUGACAAUCCAUAUGAUCACCAUGAUCAUCAUCAUGAUCUUUAUCAUGAUCAUGAUCAUCAGCAUUUAUCCCAACAACAAAUUCAAUCACAAAUGGAACAUAUCAUUCAAAUGAAAAAAUUACUAAAAUUAUCUAAUCAUGAAUAUACUACUGAUAAUCAACUACUAAUAAAUAAUAAUAAUAAUAAUAAUAUUGAUUUUAUUGAUAAAACAUCUACUAUACAAAAAUCAAUUAAUCAAUUACAUGAAAUAAUUGAUCAAACUAAACUUAAAUUUAAUAAAGAAUCAAUAAUGCCGGCAACAGUAACCAUGCAAACAUCAUUAUCAGAAAAUAAUUUAACUAAUCAUAUUUCAUUCAACGGAUCAAUAGUUAAUCAGAAUGAUAAUCAUAAUAAUAACAACAAUCAUUCAAUGUCAUUUUUAAAUGCUUCUCUUCCAUCUUCAAUGUAUUUGUCGCCAUCAUCAUCAUCAUCAUCAUCCUCAUCAGCAGCAGCAACAGCGUCAGCAUCAGCAUCAGCGGCGGUAGCAGCAGCAGCAGCGGCAGCAACCGUAUUGGGACUUUCAUCGUCUUUGGAAUAUCCUUAUUCAAAUCAAGUUAAUACAAUCAAUCAUUCUUUUGAUAAUAAUAACAAUAAUAAUAGUAUUCUAUCAUUCAAUCAAAAAUUAAAGUCUAUUUCCGAAAUCAAUAAUGAUACUAAUAAUCAAUUCGGUUUUUCAUUACAAUCGAUUUAUCAUACUAAUGAUACUAAUGGUUAUAAUAUUGAUUUAUUUAGUAAUAAUAAUAAUCAUAGUAAUACUAUUAAUAGUAUUAAUAAUAACCCAGCAACUACCAUUGUCAUGGAUACCAAGUUGUCAAUUACACAAACACCAAUUACUAAUCUAUCAUCAUUGAUUACUACUACUAAUAAUAAUAAUAAUUCAAUAUUAAAUGAGAACAAUUCUAAUUUAUCAUUAUCUAAUGGAAUAACAUAUAAUCAAUCAAUAUUUUAUAAUCCUACCAUCAAUACUACUAAUAAUGAUAAUGAUAGUAGUAGUAGUAGUAGUGCUACUACUACAAGUACUACUAUUACUACUACUAGUAGUAGUGGUAGAAAUCCAAAAUAUAAUGAUCCAUAUACAUAUACAUUAACACAGAAUUCAAAUGAUUUAACUAAACAACAUAUUACAUCAUCCUUAUCAAAACUUACACCUUCCAAUUUAAUCAAUAAAUUAGAUCCUAUAAAUGUAAAUUUACAUUUAAUCAAUACUAUGAUCCCAUCAAAUGAUCCUAAUCAUCAUCAUCAUCAUCAGCAUCAUCAUGAUCAUGAUCAUGGAAUCAAUCAAAAUACGACUACUAAUGAUGAAGAUGAUAUCAUUAGUCAUAGUAAUAAUAGUAGUAUAAGUGAAAAUGAUCUCAUUUCUAAUAAAUCAUCUCUAUCUAUUAAUUAUGAUAAUAAUAAUAAUAAUAUAGAAAUGAUUAAAUAUGAAAGAAAUAAUCAAUAUCCAAUUAAUCAAUAUCAUCAUUAUAUGAAUCAAUCAAUAAAAAGAAAGAAAAAGUUAAAUUAUUCUAAUCAAAAUGAUGAAAUGAUAGAAGAGAAUGAAUCCAAUUAUGAAAUUUAUCAAAAAACUCAAUCGAUUCAAUCAUAUCAAACACAAAUUAAAUCACAACGUACAAUUAAAUCAAAUCCUAAUCAACAGAAUGAUAAAUCAUCUUCUCAUAUUAAACGACCAAUGAAUGCUUUCAUGAUAUGGGCAAGAGAUGAAAGAAGAAAAAUUUUAAAAGCAUGCCCUGAUAUGCAUAAUAGUAGUAUAUCUAAAUUUCUCGGAGCCAAAUGGAAAUCUAUGAGUGCCGAAGUGAAACAACCAUAUUAUGAAGAACAAGCUCGAUUAAGUCGUCAACAUAUGGAAGAACAUCCAGCUUAUCGUUAUAGACCACGUCCAAAGCGUACAUGUAUUGUUGAUGGUCGAAAAUUACGUAUAUCUGAAUAUAAAGAAUUAAUGCGUUCAAGAGGUGAUUCAUCACGUAGACAAUGGAUUGGUUCAACAGAUGAACAAGCUCAAAAAGUUGUAGAAGAUAUUUUAGAUAAUACACUAUCAUCUAUACCACAAUUAAGUCCAUCAUUAAGUCCAAUGAAUGAAUAUGAUAGAGAGUUAUUAUCUUCUAAUAAAAAUGAUAAUAUCAUUCAAACUAUACCAAUGAUCUAUUCAGAACAAUCUAUCAUGACGAAAAAUGAACAAAUUAAAGAAGAAGAAGAAGAAGAGAAAGAAAAAGAAGAAAAAGAAAAAGAAAAACAACAACAAAAGAUUAAAAAAGAAAAUGAUUCAAUACAAACCAAACAAAUAUUCAAUAAUAAAACGGAUUAUGUGCUCAUAACAGAAAAUAAAGAAGAAAAAGAAAGCGAAAAAGAAAAUAAAGAAAAAGAAAAACAAGAAGAAGAAGAAGAAAUCGAUAUAGAAGAAGAAUCAAUCAAAACGUGUAUAAUUGAAUUGGACACUGAUAAAGAUGAUAAUCAUAUGUGCCUUAAUAAUACAUCAAAUUCAUGAUCUCAUCAAUUGAUUCAUCAACACAGUCCCUGAAAUCGUACAAAAUAUAUUGAAUAACCUUCUUUUUUCUUUCUUCUUCUUCUGAAUACAAGAUGAUAUUACUUAUUAUUAUUAAAAAUGAAAAUUGAUUUUUUUUCGUUUCUCUCUUGCAAACAUAAACUUACGUUGAGAUUCUCAUUUAUGAACGAACCAAUCAGAGUGAAGAGAAUAGGUCUUCAAAUUUUCGGCGCGAAAUUCAUGGAUUCAUUUGGAUAAAAUAGAGUUUUGAUAUGAUAGCUGAUAUACUAUAGUUCAUGGUCCAAAACACUAAUUAUUAACUGUAAAUCAUAAUCUUUAUUCUUUAUAACAAGUUCAUGAUCUUCAUUUAAUUCUAGUGUGUUUAGGUGAGGUGAACAUUCUCAAGGUCAGUCUAAUGUCAUUUAAAGAGCAUUUAUAAAUUAUAAUCUCACUUAAAUUUCUUCAAAAUGAUUAUGUAAUCAAUUGAUUAGAAUGUGUCAUUGUUUCUAUAGUAACAUUCUAUUUCAUUCUUUCUCUCUCUCUAUAUAUAUAUGAUGGAUUGAAUUGUUUUAAAUCAUAAUUUCAAGAUAAGUUGAUCUGUUUUUCUUUUUUUUUAUUGUAAUAAAAAGCGUCCUUUCUUGUGUAAACUAGACAAUCAAACUAUCAAUUGAUUCACUAAUUCAAUUAUGUUUUUCAAUGUUGUACAUAGUUUUGUAUAGUUCAAGUUAUAUGCGUAUAAUGAAUAGGAAAAUAUUGUUGUAAAUUGACAUACUAUUACUGAUUAAUUAUUGACUUAUGAAAUUUAACUACUUAUUAAAUUUAUAGUAAUAUAAAUAUAUAAACAAAAGUUUGUUUAAUCAUUGAAUUGGUUAAGGUAUUCUUAUCAUUAUAAUUGGUUUCUUUUCUUGCAUUUACAUUUUAUACUUCUGUUUAUGUAUCUAUAUCUAUAUGCUUUUACAUUUUUAACCCAAUGAAACGUAUAUAAAUGUAUAUAUAUACAAAUAUAUAUUGUGGUGUUUGAAUGAACUCAUGAUUCCUUUGUACUUGUUGAAUGCUUGAUUUCGAAUUAUAAAUACAGUACAUUGGUUUGUGCUUAUCUAUCACUUCUUGAUCCGAUUACGUUAUUUCUGGGAUUCUUAGUUCAUACUAUAAUUCAAGUACUCCUAAUCAUCAUAAUAUAUAUAUCCAUCCAUAAUAUUAUAUUUGUUUAUAUGACUGUUCUGUAUGAUUAUGAUUAUGAUUGACACUUUAAAAGAGUUGAACUCUUAUGGAGCUUUAGUGAAUGAGAGCACACAAGUGGGGAUAAUCGAAUGUAUUUGAAUAUAAAAUUAUAGAAUUACUUAGUAAAAUCUGAAAAGCAUAUAGUAAAUACUUCAUUUGCAAAAUGUCUAUUAAUUGUCUCAGAUUUUGUUGUUUCUUCAUUUCCAUACCAAUUGCUUUCUGUUCUUGCUCUUUUUUUCUCGAUCUUCUGCUGACAGACAGACUAUUCCUGAUUAAGGUGUAGUGUGGAGUCGAGUCGAGAUUGACUAUGAACACCACUACAGGAAGACUACGUGCCAGUUAACCGAUAAAAUCCCCAGUAAGCCAAAUAUCAGAAGGCAGUUGAUGGCUGUAGUCGAAAUGUAUUUGUUGACGAUCUCGUGGUAUCGAAAGAACACCGAGAUCGUGCCAAGGGAGUACAAGUAUGACUACUGAGUGCGACCGAAUCCGUACAAGGACACAAUCUUGCGAAAAAUACGAUAACCAGAAGAUACGAUUUGAACCAUUUAAAAUCCGCUCUGAGAGUUGAAGGGUCUUCAUUCAGAACAAUUAUGACGCCUUAUGAUGAAAGUUAAGAUUAUUCGAGAGUUACAAGGCUGAUGUUCAUUCUAGGAAUCAGUGCAACAAAUAAUAUAAGUAAGUUGAAUGUCCGGAUAAUUUGAGAGACUGGGAGAACCGAUCAAACAACUGUGGAAAUAAGGAGAUACAACUUGCGGUGUUCUUAAUAAAUAAAAUUCAUUGGGUCCAAGCUGAAUAGGAAAAGGUAAAUUCGAGAAAGACACCAACGUACUCUGUUGAUGAUGAAAAAGUUGCUACACACGCACAAAGAGUUCCAUUGAUGCCAUCUAAAGGAGCACAAAAAGCACCUGUAGGAUGGGAAUGAGAUGGAUUCAGGACCAUCAAAGAAUUCUUUAAAACAAAGAAGAAGGGGAUUACAAUGAAUAUUAUUCAAAGUUACCACUCACCGAAGAUGAUAAUGAUCAGUUUUAUGAGGUGGUAAAGUCGGUCGUAUAGAAGUGCACGGGGAAGGGCCUGACGAUCCUGAUGGAAGGUUUAAUAGUCAAAGUCAAAGUGGACAACAACGGUUAUAAAGAUAUUACUGGACGACAUGUACCGCGUCCGAUUAUAGAAAAAAACACAGAAGAUAUGGCAGAAUGAAUUCGGUCAGCAUUCCACGUAUCACAUUAAGUAAACUUCGACUAAAACGUCCUACCCGAGCACGACGUUGAAACCCAUUUGAUGAAAGGUUCCAAGCGGAAACUUUAAUUUUAUUUUAGAUUAGGCCAUAAAUAUAGACGUGAGUUCAAUCAACAUCAUAUCAUAACAUCAACAUUACACUUUACGGGGAGAUUCAUGACAAAUCACUAAAAAAAGAGCUCACAUGUAAGGACGAUAAAGGUAAAUCCCACCUCGAACGACCUUUCAUCCAACGUGACCACGACUCCCUCAGUGGAUAGAUUUAAGGGUGGAUUCAACAACACGUGUUUUAUGGACUGGAACUGUUGUGUUGGCGUGAUUUGCACUCGCCAAAAUUUCAGUUUCCAGAUACAACAAAAUAUUAUUUAUCAUUCAAAGAACCUAUCUUGGGCCUAAUGUUCGAUAGGUUAUUCUUUCUUUGAGUUUUAUUUGAAUUAAUGUUGAACUAGGGUUUUUCCUCAGAUUGCCAUGAAGUGUUCGCAGCUUUUCACAAUAAAACCCUAUUUCUAGUACUUCUUGAGCAUGAAAGACACCAGUUUUUGUCCAUAUUAAUUACUUUUCUUCCCACUUGUGAACUUUCUAUCCUAUUUCUAUAUACAAUUUUACUAGCAGGUUUUACUUAACCGUGAUCACCAAAAACACAUGUAAGCGGCCAAGCUCCCGACUUUCUAUUAACUACAGUAUGCAAUGUGGGAAAGUCAAAGUAUGCAUAAUGAAAAAAGCAUAUAUCUCACCACAACUACUUGAAACAGAUUCAGUAAUUCAGAUUGAAACUGGUCGGGUGGAAAAUGUGAUACAAAUAUUGACGAGAUUUCGAGUAAUAUCAUUAAUUCUCCGGCAAGAAUACGCAAAAGCUGUCAAUCACUUUGAGAGAAACAGUCUCAAAAUGGAUAACUAACCGGAAAUGCACCAGGAGGUAAAACGAGGACCACCUUUACACAAGUAUUGGUGGACCAGGGGUUACCAUCAAUAAAUGUAUGCUGAAAUCAGCACUGCCAUAAAAUCAAGAAUCGCAUAUUCUCUCUGCGAAAUGGUGUCUCUAAGCCUCUUUAAACGUAAAUGUGGUCUCCAAAGUUUGCCAUUGUAGGGGACUGAGCUCCUGUGAACGGAGCUAAAAGAACAAAAGAUCGUUAUCCGAAGUGUUCAACGGUUUAUUUCUCUUAAAAACUUAGUUAAUACACUGGAAGGGGAAUCUGCUCUCAAGGUUGACAAACCGGCUAAUAAAAGUUUAGGAUAUCUGAACUAAAACCCAACUUUCCGAAUAAAAUACACCUCAACACUGGCGUAUCUAAAAACUUGAGCAACUGAUUAAGGUUCAUGACGAUUCCAUAGCAGUCAUGAGUCUAAAAUACUUCUCCGACUCCUCAAUCAUUCUGCAGUACAAUAACGACAGGGAGCUUUAAUAUUUAUGAGCUAAAAUGCUUAAACUUCUCAAAACUGAAAUAUAAACGGUCAUGCCAGCUACUCGAGAGAAGCGUAUCAAGAUUGUAUAACGUCCACUAAUGCUAGUGACACAGAGGAUAUUUUUCUGACCAGUCAUUUAUUGGAAUCUGAGAGUAAUCUGCGGAUUUAGUCAGAUAAACCAUAUUUAGAGCUCAUUUCAGUCAAGAGUAUCCUAAAGAAGUCUAGCAAAAGAAACAUCAUGGUGCUAGUUAUGCCAGAAUACACGGACUUAGAGUAUGAAGUCUAUGAUAUCCAAAGGUGGAGGUUUAAUAAGGCAGCUUCUGAAGCUUAAAGGUAUAUUUUCUCAAUAAGUAGUAAAACUGUCCAAGAAGAACAAGGGUACUAGAAUCAGAUUAAUAAAGAUAAUCUUCACCCCUUCCAGAAAGGUCUGAAAAUUCAGUUUUAAUUCAAUGUGAUAAUUACUCAGUAUGGUAUUUGUUUUCUUACCAAAGCACGACAUCUUAUUCUGUAUAACAUACGAUAUUAUUGCCUUAAAUUUACACGAACUAUACUCAGCAUAUGAUUUGUUACAUCUAAGCAUUUUUCAUAUAUGUGAUUUAUUCUAAUUAUUAGUCAAACAUGGGUGUAUGAAUCAAUAUACAAAUGAGUGUAUUUCCGAUUAGACUCGUCGUGGUUGUUCGUACUUCUGGGUGCCUGUGGAAUAUAUUUCCCUCUUCUGAACUUGGAUUUAUUUCUCUAGUUAGCGGAGGUGGGACGCGUCUGAGUAGCUAGCUUAUCUGUUGUUGUGUCACAGGGUCUUCGUCGCGUUAUCAGACUAGGUGAACUUGUAACAGCUCAGGUUGGUUGGUUAAGAGUUGACCCCAAACAACCAAGCUUAUGCCGAAACAGUAUUGUUCAAGUAUUCAUUCACUUCCUUAUUUUUUAUAAGCGUUAUAUUCCCUAUUAUCUUGAAUGUUGAGAGCCUUUGUUUGUCUGAACAGAUAAUCCCACGCUCCACUGUGACUGCGCGAAGAUCGAAAUAAAGACAUAUUCACUACUUCUCUGGUUUCUUCUAUCAAUAGCACGAGGGUUACCUUAAGGCACGAAAUUGGUGAGCCCUUUUGAACACAAAUUUAACCUCAUUUCUGUUAUUAACAUUUUUUUUUACUCAAUCGUAAAAGUAGACCUGAUUAUCCGUAAACUAAUUUGAGUAUAUAACUAGUUUAUUCCGUAUUAUCUUAAGUUAUUCGUGUCAUAGUAACCACUUUUUAUGCUAACUUUAUUGCUAUAUUUGUCACAUACCUCAUGUCAGACUCAAUAGAAACCCAUAAUCUGGAGGAUUUGUCACCAGUGGAGAUAGACACUGUUAUGACUACGAAAUCCCGACUUCCAGAAUUUGAUCGUAGUGAUCCUGAGUUGUGGUUUGCUCAACUAGAGCAUUAUUUUACGAGACACAAUAUCAAAUCUGAAGGGAUUCGCUAUAGAGACUUGUGUUCUAUCCUUCCUCCUUCAGUCGCCAAAGAAGUCCGUGACUUGAUUUUAAGUCCACCAUCACCACAACCAUACACCAUCUUAAGACGAGAGAUAAUGAAC
Molecule: messenger RNA, 9204 nt
Organism: Schistosoma haematobium
Lineage: Eukaryota; Metazoa; Platyhelminthes; Trematoda; Strigeidida; Schistosomatidae
Gene: SOX5
Product: Transcription factor SOX-5
Exons: 7
Coding region: 175-3774 (1199 amino acids)
Biological process (GO): cell fate commitment; regulation of transcription by RNA polymerase II
Cellular component (GO): nucleus
Molecular function (GO): DNA-binding transcription factor activity, RNA polymerase II-specific; RNA polymerase II cis-regulatory region sequence-specific DNA binding
Source: RefSeq, a predicted model, not a curated record